Molecule: messenger RNA, 1221 nt
Organism: Penicillium macrosclerotiorum
Lineage: Eukaryota; Fungi; Ascomycota; Eurotiomycetes; Eurotiales; Aspergillaceae
Product: NAD(P)/FAD-dependent oxidoreductase
Exons: 1
Coding region: 1-1221 (406 amino acids)
Cellular component (GO): cytoplasm
Molecular function (GO): oxidoreductase activity
Source: RefSeq, a predicted model, not a curated record
AUGACCGCCACUCAAUAUCCCACCUCGCCAUCCAAACAACAAUAUGACGUGGUCAUCAUCGGAGGUGCCACGAGCGGUGCGUCGAUUGCAUGGCACCUUGUCCAAAAUCAUGACUUCCAAGGCUCAGUUCUGGUAGUCGAACGUAACCCAUCCCUUCAGUACUCCGCCACGAAAGCCAGCAACAACUGCAUGCGUCAGCAAUUCGCAACCAAGAUCAAUGUGGAAAUCGCUCAAUAUGCUGCCGACUUUGUUCGCGAGCAUGGCGACAAGUUUCGUCCCGAUCCUUGCGUUCCCAACCCUCCUAUUCGCGAUUUCGGCUACCUUUACCUAUCCGACUCGCCCGAGUUCACCGACGUAUUGCGGAAGGAUCAGCAGUUGCAAGCCAGCUGCAACGCAGGCACUACUAUGAUUUCGGCUGCAGACAUCAAGAAGAGGUAUCCCUGGUUCUAUAUCGAUGAUCUCCAUUCCGGAAGCCUAAAUACUAAGGAUGAGGGCUGUUUCAACGCUUUCGGCAUGGUUGAAUGGUUGCGAAAGACUGCCUGUGAGAAGCAUGUUGAGUAUGUGAGCAACGAAGUGGUUGACAUGGCCGUUGAGCAAGAUCAAGUCAGCACCAUCACCCUGCGCAGUGGUGAGAAGAUUGUGGUCAAAAACGUGGUCAACGCUGCAGGUACCCGUGCGGCACAGGUCGCUAAGCUCGCUGGUAUUCAAGUUCCAAUUGAGGCUCGUCGACGGUACACAUAUAUAUUCGAGGUGGACGAGCCACUAGAUAAGGAUCUGCCCUUAACCAUCGACCCCACGGGUGUUCAUUUCCGCUCCUAUGCUGCAAAGGAUUACCUCGUUGGUUGCCCACCCAUGGGUCCCGACAAUGCCGUGGACGUAGAUGAUUUCAGCUUUGCCGAGGAUGCUUGGAGCAACAAGAUCUUUCCUAUUAUUUCUCGUCGCAUCCCUCAGUUCAAGUCCGCUCGUGUCACUGAUAAGUGGAUGGGGCAUUAUGAGUUCCACACCUUCGACCACAAUGCCAUUGUUGGUCCUCACAACAUCAUUAGCAACUUCUUCUUCUGUGCUGGAUUCUCAGGACAUGGGAGCCAGCAAGCACCUGCUUGUGGGCGGGCAGUUGCUGAGUUGAUUGUGCAUGGCCAGUUCAAGACCCUGGACCUGGGUGUUUUGUCUUAUGCUCGCAUUCCUGAAGGUCGGCCACUGACCGAGCGCGCAGUUAUCUAG